UGCACUCUGAAUCCUCCCUGAGCUCACACAGGAGGACGAGAAGAAGAAGCAGCGGAGGAAAAAACUACUGGACAUUUUUUCACAGAAUGGCUCCUGUGCACGGGACUUUGAGCAGGAACAUGGAGAGGUCAGAGCACGAUAUGAAGGGAAAGUGCAAGAGGAAGAGGAGGAGGAGGUGCAAAGGCAAAGGGCGGAGCGACAUGUUAGUGACCGUCAACAGCAUCAAAAACCACUGGGAGACCACAGCAUCGUCAGCCGAGGAUGCAGACGCCUCAAGCAUGUGCAGUUUGGAGGUGAAAGAGAACCAGGUUGAUACGCGACCUCUUGACCGCGACCUUCUGCGGAAAUAUCAUCCAUCUGAGUUUUGCUCAACUCUACCAGCAUGCGAACCCCGAGCUCUUAAAAGGAAGCAGCCGCUGGGGAAUGGAAAAGACCGACUGCUUUACCGAAGCCACCCGGCGUGUAAAAGAGCAGCGUGGGCUGUCACUCAUAAGAACGCGCUGGUGCAGCUGAACGAGCUACGACCCGGUCUGCGGUAUGAGAUCGUGUCAAAGAGUGGCCCGCUGCAUGCGCCCGUGUUUUCCGUGGGUGUGGAAGUGAAUGGAUUCCAGUUUGAAGGCGUAGGACGGACCAAAAAGCAGGCAAAGAUGAGGGCUGCAGAACUCGCUCUGCGGUCAUUCAUUCAGUUCCCAAACGCCUCCCAGGCGCACGCCACUAUGGGGAACUUAACCAGCGCUCGUACGGAUUUUACAGCAGAUAAACUGGACUUCCCCGACUCUUUACUCAAAGAGUUCGAGCCAUCGCUGCGAGAAAAUGGCGACCUCAUGCACUGCAACACAGCCAAAAAGGCAGUUUUCUCCAGUAUUUACGACCGCAGACGACUCGUCCGACUCACACUGGACUUGGUCUCUUCCACAAGUCCAAAAAGACCAGCACUCACCACCUCACUUUUUAAACACCUCAGCCCUGUGCUGCUGCUAAACGAACUGCGACCAGGACUCAGGUACAUGUGCCUGACAGAGAGAGUUCACGGCAGGCCAAUGAGGAGCUUUGUCAUGGUGGUUAGGGUGGAGGGGAAAGUGUUUGAAGGGUGUGGUCACAGUAAGAGGCAGGCCAAGGCCCAGGCAGCAGCAGCCGCCCUACAGGACAUGUACAACAUUUGUCCAGGACCGGAGAGGAGGAUCAUGGGUAUUCAGGGAAGCAGAGCCAAAAAUCAGCUACCUCAGUUUUUUGCAGAGUCGAUCUCCAACCUGGUGAGAGAGAAAUACACCGAGCUGACGGACAGUUGUCCCUCUACCUCGCAUGCCCGUCACAAGGCGCUGGCAGGAAUCGUAAUGACCCGAGGGUUUGACCUCAGAUCCGCACGGGUUGUGUCUCUGGCCACAGGGACAAAGUGUUUGGACUCGGACAAUGUGAGUGACCACGGUGGGACGCUCAGAGACUGCCACGCCGAAGCUGUCAGCAGGAGGGCGCUGGUUCGAUUCCUGUAUGCUCAGCUGGAGCUUCUGCUCUGUAAGCGAGCAGAUUGUGCGGAACAAUCCAUCUUUGUGCCCAAUAAAGCCGGCAGUGACUGUGGCGGCGGCGGCAGCGGCUUCAGAUUACAAGAUGGCGUCCUCUUCCACAUGUACGUCAGCUCGUCGCCGUGCGGAGACGCUCGGCUCAACUGCCCCUACGAGACCACAGCUGCAUUUCGCAGCCGGAGAUUUCGCUGUCACCUCAGGGUGAAGGUGGACGGAGGCGAGGGGACGCUGCCUUUUACAGCACGAAGAGCCAAUCAGAAAAGGGAUGGUGCGGCACUGGGCAAACCUUUCGUCACCAUGUCAUGCACGGACAAGAUGGCAAAGUGGAGUGUUUUGGGCCUCCAAGGGGCUCUCUUGUCUCACCUGGUGGAGCCAGUAUACCUGCACAGCCUGACGGUGGGGACACUCAGCCACACAGGUCACCUGUGCCGGGCCAUGACACGACGCCUCGCACCUGUCAAGCACCUACCGUUCCCUUACAGAAGACAGCAGCUGCUGCUAGGCUGUCUGAGCAGCAGGGAUGUGCAGCCGGCGGGGAAAGCGCCGAAUGUCAGUGUGAACUGGAGCUGUGGCGAUGAAGCCUUGGAGGAGAUUAGCACUUCCACAGGAAGGAAAAGGGACUCAGGGACGCCGUCACGGCUCUGCAGGCGCUCCAUGUUCGCCCGCUGGCAGAGGCUGCAGCAGCAGUUGAAUGGACAGAUAUUGGGCGCAGAAGCCACUUCGGGGACAUACUCUGGUUCCAAGAUGGCUGCAGGACAAUACCAAAGGGCGAUGCAGCAGUUCAACAGCGCUUUGCAGAGUGGAGGGCUGGGAACUUGGCUCAGAAAACCCCAAGAACUUUGCAACUCUGACAACCGAGCAUGAAGACGCGUGUUAAAGGUUAAAGGGUUUGGGAGGAGUUCAUGUAUGUUUUUAUCAGUCAGUAUUCGGCUAAUACAAAGAGUGUGGCACUAUUCAGUGAAGACAGUUGGGAAAUUCACCUUCAUCAAUCUGUGUUUUAUUUGAGAGAAAAAUAAUAUUAUGCAAUUGCACACAAAAGCACACAGAGGAGCAAAUCAAGUUGGGGAAAAACAGGAGUUAACUUUGUUGGUGUUUAACGUUAGUUCAUGCUGCUUGAAAGGCUUUUGCAAGCAUCACUGCAGCUGCUGAGCUAUAAUAAUAAGUAAGCAGUUUAUUGUCUCGUCAUACAAACUGCAAUUAAUGACAGCCUCUUAAUACUUGGCUGAUAUAGAACACUCCUUAGGGCUUUAUUUUCUCCCACCCAGCGAAAACAGAAGUCAAAAUUGACAAACUGGCAGUGAAAUAUCUGCAAAUGAUCACAAAUAUAAUCAGUUUAUUAGAGGGUGGACUGUAACUGCUUUUUAUAAGUUGACAAACGCUAACCAGUGUUCAUCACAAUAUAAAAAAAAAGCUAAUUUAGACUUUUUGAAACAACCUGGUGUGAUUUAAAAGCUAGCAGCUAGGCUAACCAAAUACAAUCGUGGAAAAAGGGAGAGUAAGAUUAAACAUGGCACGACUGUUUUAUCGUCCCGGAGGAAACACAUACGAGACGAGACUGACUCCAUAAAUAAUGGAUGGUGAAAGGUUGCCCUUUUCAACCCACUGUGAAUAGCAUUUGUUACCCAAAGAUUACCCACUAGGACCCAUUCAUCCCAUUAAAUAUUGCUUGUUUAUGUUUGUAUACUUUAAAGGGACCUUCACAAUAAUAACAAUGUAUCAGCCUUAUUGUACAAGUGAGCAGAGUCUAAAAUGUCCCCUCUUUCCUGUGGGGUCCUCACUGUGGUCGUGUUAGAUAUUGGUCCUCACAAGCACCGCAAUACAAGAGCACACACACACACACACACACACACAGAACUCGUUAUUGUCCCUUAAGAGUACAUUGCACUGACUUGUAUCAUUUCCCUGGUGACUUACCUUAACCUCACCUGUAACCACUUUAUCCAAAACUGUACCUCAAACUUCACCAAAAACCAGCUAACACCCCCUAAUAUUAAAUGGUUUAUCCUGAGGGGGCCUGCUUUUGGUUCCUCAAUGGGUGGUGGGUCCCCACAAUGUCUGUGCAAGCAAAUGUAUCUCACCCUUUGUGUGAUUAUCACAACAUACCUGAUGAAUGUGACGCUAAAUCAGUUUCAUUAGUAACAACACUUUCUGAUUUCUAGUUUCUUCUUUUUGUCUGUUUUUUUGUUUCCCUUUGAAAAGUUGUGUUCUCUUGUUUCAGUGACAUAUUCAGUAUUUGAACUCAUAUGUUUAAUUUUGCUGAUGGGUUUUCCAUCUUCAUUUAAUCAGUGUUGUAGACUGCAGGAGUGCAUGAGGCUCAGGGUUGAAUGCUUGCUGCCACCUAGAGGAACAUUCAGUACAUUGCAAGAUAUGGAGCCCAUGAUUUGCUGAAGGGAUAGAUUUUUAUAACUCGUGUUUUUAUUGAGCCUGUGCUUCAUUUGUCCUUUUACCUCUAAAAAACAUUUACUAAUUUAGUCGUUACAAAGUCUUACCGUAUUUCUUCUUGUUUGUCCCUCAUUUAUUUUAAAGAUUUUUUUCUGAGGCAAGGAACGUAACAGAGUACUACUGAAAGUUACUGGUGUUGAAUGCUGUACACUUUUAUUAAUAAGAAUGCAGAAAGGAUUUAGUCUACAUUGGUCCUGACUAUUUUUAUCACUGUGAAUAAAUUAUAUUAUUUG
Messenger RNA from Labrus mixtus (cuckoo wrasse), 4195 nucleotides. RefSeq names its product double-stranded RNA-specific editase B2-like. Lineage: Eukaryota; Metazoa; Chordata; Actinopteri; Labriformes; Labridae. Gene Ontology annotation, molecular function: double-stranded RNA binding; tRNA-specific adenosine deaminase activity; double-stranded RNA adenosine deaminase activity. The transcript has 10 exons. Bases 87 to 2384 code for a protein of 765 amino acids. Gene Ontology annotation, biological process: adenosine to inosine editing; RNA processing. The record is from RefSeq and is a predicted model, not a curated record. Gene Ontology annotation, cellular component: nucleolus; cytoplasm.